Molecule: messenger RNA, 1503 nt
Organism: Schizosaccharomyces cryophilus OY26
Lineage: Eukaryota; Fungi; Ascomycota; Schizosaccharomycetes; Schizosaccharomycetales; Schizosaccharomycetaceae
Exons: 2
Coding region: 1-1503 (500 amino acids)
Source: RefSeq, a predicted model, not a curated record
AUGUUUCGAAAGCGUAUUGUAAAGAGGUAUCUAAUUAUCGUUGCUCUUUUUAUAGCAGGUACCUUGUUUCUACAAAACACGCCGGCUUUUAACCCUAAAAUUCAUUCGUUAGAUCUGAGAACGAAAAGUACUCUUUCCACAAAAUUUCAAGAAUAUAAAGAUCAGUUUAUCUCUUCACUCAGAACGGCGAAGCCUCCCUCGGAUGCCAUCAUGUUUACCGCUUACGGUUUAGAGUCCCCAACUCAUAGCUUAUUUAUGCUGGCUUGUGAUAUGGCUUCGAAUUCGAAAUCUCCCGUUAGCUUCUUGCUCUUAGAAGAUGGAAGCGAACAUUCUGAUUUGUUUAUACUCAAUCGAGAAACAGAAUUUUCGUGCCCUCUCAAUUUCUUUUUUAUGAAUGGCAUUAGUAAGCUCGCGGACGAACUCCCUUUAGAAGAUUUGGUUUCUCUUCAGUUCCAGCGAGCUUUACAAAACAUCUCUCCCUCAGUAGUCAUCAGUUCCAAACAUUCUUCUCAAAUUAUGAAGGAUGCUAUCAAUCCUUAUCUCGAAAAUAACUACUAUAACCAUAAUGUUAUUGAUACGGAUGCUUUGGAAGAAAAUGCCUGGGUUGCAACCCUCGAUACGGAAUCACUAAAACAUUUUCGAACUCCUAGAAUUAAUAUUGUUCUGAUUGCAGAAGAAGGCUCCUUCAAAGAAAUUCCUAAUAUGUUAUCAGAUUUGAAAAAGGACUACCAGAGUCCCGAGGAGUAUCCGGCCAUUCGCAAUCGUUGGCCCCAAGACCGUCUCUUUAUGCAGUUUCACGAAGGAAAGAAAUCCCAUGAGUUUACCGAACUUUGGGUUCCUCCUAACGAUUAUACUUACGCCCUUAUUGUUGACCUGACAAAGGAUUUUUCUGCUGAACUUUCCUCUAAAUUACUUACGUGGUACAAGUACCUUAUUUUGGCGACAUUUUACAAAGAAGAUUCUUCCGUUAUUCGAAAUAAUGUUAUGGCUAUUAUUUCAUCCACCGAAACCGGUUCAGACAAACCUAUUGCAUUCGUUCAAAGGAAACUGUCAAACGUUUCUCUAUUUUCUCCUAUUGCUUUUCAAAAAUUCCAAGAAUACGUUUUCACGAGAAAGUUCGUUCCUGAAUUUAGCAUUCCGAAUUUGAUUCGUGAUGAAAAUGAAGACAACCCUUCUGUUUUAAAGCAAAUAGGGAACUUACUUACUGAAUUCCAAGCGCUGCUAGGUUUAUAUUCUUUGGUGGUCUCUCCGGUAAUUGAUGGACCACUUGAUUCUAUCAAAGUUGACAGCAUUAUGUCAGAUUUCCUCAAGUAUCCUCCCAAUAUAAGCUUUCAUGAGCUUUCUCUGGAUCCCCUUUUUCAUACAUUUGACGAUCAAACAAUUAAUUUACCAAAUGCAAAGAACAUUUCAAUGGAGUUGUAUCAGAGUGUUUCUGGAUGUGCUCAACCUCACGUACUUUCGACUUUUCCCGUUCAAUCCAUAUUUUGCCCAAAAAGCUCAUGA